Molecule: messenger RNA, 1600 nt
Organism: Homo sapiens (human)
Lineage: Eukaryota; Metazoa; Chordata; Mammalia; Primates; Hominidae
Gene: MTERF3
Product: mitochondrial transcription termination factor 3
Exons: 8
Coding region: 593-1507 (304 amino acids)
Biological process (GO): negative regulation of DNA-templated transcription; regulation of DNA-templated transcription
Cellular component (GO): mitochondrion
Molecular function (GO): nucleic acid binding
Source: RefSeq, a predicted model, not a curated record
GCUGUGUAGGGCGGGCUGAGGAGCCGGCGUGCGGCGCGGCGGGACGGGACGUGCGGCCCAGCGAGUUGGUCGGUCCCGGGGUCACCCGCUACGGGAAGCAGGCCUCGCCACAGACUAAGAAAAAUGGCUUUGUCAGCCCAACAGAUACCCAGAUGGUUUAACUCAGUUAAGUUGAGGAGCCUCAUUAAUGCUGCACAACUCACAAAACGUUUUACUAGACCAGCAAGAACACUGUUACAUGGCUUUUCUGCUCAGCCUCAGAUAUCCUCUGACAAUUGCUUUCUCCAGUGGGGAUUUAAGACUUACAGGACUUCCUCCUUAUGGAAUAGUUCCCAGUCUACUAGCUCAAGUAGUCAGGAGAAUAAUUCUGCCCAAAGCAGUCUGCUUCCUUCCAUGAAUGAACAGUCACAGAAGACACAAAAUAUAUCCAGCUUUGAUUCUGAGCUGUUUCUAGAAGGUAAUUCUGAACUUUCAGAAAAGUCUCCCUUUCCCUACUUUGGCCAUUUGAACAAGCUACCUGUUUACCUUCUGCUAGCCCAUUUCAGGUAAUAUUUUGUGCCAAGAAAGAAAAAGAAUAAUACCAGUUCUAUUGAUGAACUUCUAUCAUGCCUUUAUUUUACUGCCAAUUUCAGAGGAAGAGGCUAUUCAGAUUAUUGCAGACCCUCCAUUGCCACCAGCUUCAUUCACACUUCGAGACUAUGUGGAUCAUUCUGAGACUCUGCAGAAGUUGGUUCUUCUAGGCGUGGAUUUGUCCAAGAUAGAAAAACAUCCAGAAGCAGCAAACCUCCUUCUGAGACUGGAUUUUGAAAAAGACAUUAAGCAAAUGCUUCUGUUUCUUAAAGAUGUGGGUAUAGAGGAUAACCAACUGGGAGCAUUCCUGACAAAAAAUCAUGCAAUUUUCUCUGAAGACCUUGAAAAUCUGAAGACCAGGGUGGCUUAUCUGCAUUCAAAAAAUUUCAGUAAAGCAGAUGUUGCACAGAUGGUCAGAAAAGCACCAUUUUUGCUGAACUUUUCAGUGGAAAGACUGGAUAACAGAUUGGGAUUUUUUCAGAAAGAACUUGAACUUAGUGUGAAGAAGACUAGAGAUCUGGUAGUUCGUCUCCCAAGGCUGCUAACUGGAAGUCUGGAACCCGUGAAAGAAAAUAUGAAGGUUUAUCGUCUUGAACUUGGUUUUAAACAUAACGAAAUUCAACAUAUGAUCACCAGAAUCCCAAAGAUGUUAACUGCAAAUAAAAUGAAACUUACCGAGACGUUUGAUUUUGUGCACAAUGUGAUGAGCAUUCCCCACCACAUCAUUGUCAAGUUCCCACAGGUAUUUAAUACAAGGCUGUUUAAGGUCAAAGAAAGACACUUGUUUCUUACCUAUUUAGGAAGAGCACAGUAUGAUCCAGCAAAACCUAACUACAUCUCUUUGGACAAACUAGUAUCUAUUCCUGAUGAAAUAUUUUGUGAAGAGAUUGCCAAAGCAUCAGUACAGGACUUUGAAAAAUUCUUAAAAACGCUUUAGAUUUUUAUGUAUGUUAAAAUGCAGUAUUGUAAAGUGAAUAUAUAUAUGAAUAAAUGAAUAUAUUUUUAAAUGCCUCGGGUCUCAACUGAUAUU